Molecule: messenger RNA, 234 nt
Organism: Dentiscutata erythropus
Lineage: Eukaryota; Fungi; Glomeromycota; Glomeromycetes; Diversisporales; Gigasporaceae
Source: the annotation of a GenBank genome assembly
GCAGCAAUUGAUAAACUUGAUCAGCGUUUAUCAAACAUUCAAAGGUUUCCAGGAUUAAAAAUAUUUAAGGAGGGUCUAAAAAAUAUUAAACAGUUUAUAGCUGAUGAGUAUCGUAACAUGAUGAAAGUAUUUCUAUUCAUUGUUGAGGGCCUAAUUAAAAAGUAUCACAAAGCUUCAAUAGAAAAAAAUGUUGCAAAGCAUUAUGAUAAUACAUUAGUCAAUAUUUAUUAUUGA